Messenger RNA from Monosiga brevicollis MX1, 813 nucleotides. RefSeq lists its product as uncharacterized. Gene Ontology annotation, biological process: thiamine metabolic process; thiamine diphosphate metabolic process; dephosphorylation. Gene Ontology annotation, molecular function: thiamine triphosphate phosphatase activity; magnesium ion binding. Lineage: Eukaryota; Choanoflagellata; Craspedida; Salpingoecidae. The coding region runs from base 1 to 813 and encodes 270 amino acids. The record is from RefSeq and is a predicted model, not a curated record. The transcript has 3 exons.
AUGGCAGCUGUACUGGAGGUGGAGCUCAAGUUUCGCGCAGCGGCUCAGGUGCUGGCACGCGUCAAGGCGUUGGCGUUACACGCGUCGCAGCCGCGGUUGUUCGUGGACCGGUAUUUUGAUGUGCCGGACGAGUACACGUUAUCACGCAGCGACCAUUGGCUCCGCCAGCGCUGGUCACUGGGCGAGUCUGCAUCCUGGGAGCUCAAGUCACCACCCAGUCGUCUGCCUACGCCAACCGAGGGUACAGCCAGCGCUGUCGACUGCUAUGAGGAGCGCACCGGCCUCGCGGCUCUUCAGAAAGCCGCUCGCUUGCUCGGGGUACCCGCCCCCGAGGCACCCACCGCUGCUCCAGCCUCAGUGUGGCCCUAUGGUCUCCUUCUGACCGAGCGCACCCGCUUCACCCUACCGCCGCCCCAGCGCGAGGCCACGGACGGCAACUCCGCCCUUCCCGUCACCGAGUUUGGCGUUGACAUAGAUCGCGUGUGGUUCUGCCAGGACCAGCAAGUUGCUUGGUCGGAUUCGGAUCUGCUUGAACUCACCCAGAGCGCCGCGCCCGACUACGCCGUGGGCGAGGUGGAGAUUAUGCUGCCAGGAGAUGGCGGUGUCGUGUCCGAACAAGCUUUGCUGGCGUCUGCCGAGGCAAAGCAGCUGCUUCGAGCUUUUGUGGCCGAGCAACUCGAAGGCGAUCCUGACGAAGGGGUGCCCGGUAAAGUGCUUGAAUAUCUGCGGCGAUACCAACCCGAUCAUCUGCGCGUGCUCGUGAGCUGUGGUCUCAUUGGGCAAAAGCUCGGCGCAGACCCUACCUCUGCCUGA